AUGAGGACGCUUCUUGAUACCGCUGUCGAGGAGCUCACGUAUGUGCCUACCAGUGAAAAAUCUCAGCAAAUAUACGAGGACCUAUUAGUUUGGUGCUCAGAACAAUUGGAUAGCGACGUUCCAGGAGACAUUGUCCAGUCGAUGGCCGACAUUAUUCUAGAGAUUUUGAAAAAUGAACGACUGACAGAUCUGCAGCGAAAAGACACUAUUGAGGAGACUAUGGGUAAAAAACUUGAGGACGAGGUUUUUCAAAAAGUUCUCGAUCUGAGUAAGGAAAUUGACGAUUGGAAGCGUCCCGGGGGUGACGAAGAGGGGGGAAUAAUCAUAGAUGAGGAGGAUGAAGACGCUGCAGAAGACGAAGAAGAAGACGACGACGAAGAUGAAGACGAAGAUGAAGACGAAGAAGAGCCUACUGAAGCUCAAGAAGUUCACGACGACGUUGUUUUGCUUACGGCUGACGGUUCUACCGACACCGAGGAGUUCGAUAUCAAGUCAGUCGAUAAAUAUUAUCUUACACGACUAUUGGCUCAAGAGUUCAAGGAUCUUGACUCCUACAGACACACAGAACUUUCGCAAAGCAUCAAUGAACUGCUCACCAAAUUUGCUGAGGAGGAACUCGAUAUGCGCAAAUUGGAGUCCAGUCUUCUUCAGUUGUUUGAUUAUGAGUCCAAUGACACGGUGAGGAAAAUUACAAAGCAUCCGUUGGAGAUAUAUUUUGCUAUCAAGCUUUCUCAAGCCUCAGAGGCAGAAAAAUCACAGAUUUUUGACACCAUGGUUUCUAAAGGAUUAGAGUCUUGGGUCAACCAGUAUAAGGGCAUCAGAAAACAUAGCGACGAAGAGGCAGCAACGAAACGACAGAAGCUGACUGAAACACAAAAGAAGGAUGUCCAAAAACAAGUGCCCAGAUACAUUGAUAUUGAGAGCUUGAUUUUCGAGCAGGGCUCGCAUCUCAUGACUAAUACCAAAUUUCAGCUUCCUCAAGGGUCCUUCAAACGCGCUCGCAAAAGCUGGGAGGAAAUCCAUAUACCACCUCCUAAAAAACCAGAAUUUCAGGCCGACGAGAAACUUGUUGACAUUACUGAGCUGCCGGAAUGGGCGCAAACGGCAUUUCCUUCAAACGAAACCAAAACUCUUAAUAGAAUACAGUCCAAAGUUUAUCCGGCAGCCUUUCAUGACGAUACGAACAUACUAAUGUGUGCUCCUACGGGAGCAGGUAAGACCAAUGUUGCUAUGUUGACAGUUUUGCGAACGAUUUCCAAGUUUAUGAGUGACGAUGAAACCAUACGUUUGAACGACUUUAAAAUUGUAUACAUUGCUCCUUUGAAGGCUUUGGUGCAAGAACAGGUGCGCGAAUUCCAAAGAAGAUUAAGUCAGUUCAAUAUAACUGUAAAUGAGCUGACAGGUGACUCCAAUCUCACUAAACACCAAAUCGCUACCACUCAAAUAUUGGUUACGACUCCAGAAAAAUGGGACGUGAUUACGAGAAAAAUGAACGAUGCGUCUUACGUUCGACUAGUCAGGCUUAUCAUUCUCGACGAGGUUCAUCUGUUGCACGAUGUAAGAGGACCAGUUUUGGAAAGUAUUGUGGCCAGAACUCUCAAAUAUGCGGAUGACAACAAUGAGGAACCGGUGAGGCUGGUCGGAUUAUCUGCUACGUUACCGAACUAUGUUGAUGUUGCUAGGUUCUUGCGAGUGGAAGAAAAAGGUUUGUUCUAUUUCGACGCCACCUACCGUCCAUGUCCACUGGCUCAGCAAUUCGUUGGCAUUACGGAGAAAAAGUCAUUGAAGCGCUUUCAGGCAAUGUACGAGGUGUGUUACGAUAAAGUUGUGGAAAACCUUUCCAAUGGACACCAGGUGAUUAUUUUUGUUCAUUCAAGGAAAGAGACGGAGAAAACGGCUAAAUGGAUAGUGGACAAGCUGAUCGAAACAGAGAGAGUGACGGAUUUGAUCAAAUUCACUCCAGGGGUUCAAGAGAUUUUGAGAACUGAGGCCGAAGAAGCGGCCAAUGAGGGUCUGAAAAACGUACUACCUAUGGGCUUUGGAAUCCAUCACGCCGGAAUGAACAAGAAAGAUAGAUCUACGACCGAGGACCUUUUUGCCCAAGGAUAUUUGAAGGUACUGGUUUCCACCGCAACUUUGGCGUGGGGUGUCAAUCUGCCUGCACACACUGUCAUUAUCAAAGGCACUAACGUUUACUCUCCUGAAAAAGGUACAUGGGUUGAGCUCUCACCUCAGGAUAUUCUUCAAAUGCUAGGAAGAGCUGGCAGACCAAGAUACGAUACUCAUGGUGAGGGUAUUAUAAUCACCAACCAGGACGAGGUUAAAUAUUACCUUGCAAUAUUGAACCAGCAGCUGCCAAUUGAAUCCCAGCUUGUCUCGAAGCUUGUGGACAAUCUCAAUGCCGAAAUAGUUCUGGGCACAAUUCAAUCUUUAGAGGACUGCAUAAAAUGGUUAGGUUACACCUAUCUGUAUGUCCGAAUGUCGCACUCACGCAGCUUGUACCAUGUUGGGAUGGAGUACGAUAAUGACACAGACUUGGUUGAAAGAAGGCGCGAUCUGGCAUACUCCGCUCUUCUGCUGCUGGUGAAAAACGGGUUGAUAAAGUACAGCUUUGAAAAAGACCAAAUCACGGCCACUGACAUGGGCCGUAUCGCAUCGCAUUACUACAUCUCUUACCGAAGCAUUCGAAACUAUUCCAAACACCUCAAUCCGGAUAUGAACGAAAGUGAUCUGUUCAGGAUGUUCGCUAGCAGUGAGGAAUUCAAAUACAUUCCCGUCAGACAGGAAGAAAAGAUGGAAAUCAAGAAGUUGAUGGAAAGAGCUCCAAUACCGGUGAGCGAAUCAAAUGAAGACCCACUUGCAAAAAUUAGUAUUCUCCUUCAGGCGUAUAUUUCACAGCUUCGCCUUGAAGGCUUUGCUUUAAUGGCAGACAUGAUCUAUGUAGUUCAGUCUGCAGGGCGUCUAUUUCGGGCCAUGCUGGAAAUGGCCUCAAAGAAAGGCUGGCCUCGGCUUGCUGUUCUACUGAUGGACCUAUGCAAAAUCAUUGAAAGACGUUUAUGGCUGACGAACUCGCCGUUCCGUCAGUUCCCCAAGGCUCCUUUUGAAAUCAUACAAACCACCGAGCGGUCUAUGACUCCAUGGAAAUACUAUUUGCGUCUUUCUGACGAAUUCGAGGUUGCCCAGGCUCUAAAGUCCGAGCGGUUCGGACGCAUAGGAUUUGAGCUACUUCAGAAAUUUCCCAGGUUGACAAUGUCUUGUCAAGCCCAGCCAAUUACUCCGUCAUUGCUGAAGGUGGAGGCAGAAAUCAUCCCUUCGUGGAAAUGGGACUAUGAUAUUCAUGGGUGGAGUGAGCAAUUCAUUCUUCUUGUGGAAGAUUGUGAUUCAGAGAAACUUCUUUAUUCCACCACGCUCAUUGUGCAAAGCAAAUACAUUGACCAGCCACAUCUAGUUGAUUUUACCGUGCCAUUUAUUGACUCCUCGCAGCCAAACUACUUUGUGUCUUUAAUCAGCGAUCGAUGGCUGCACUGCGAGUCAAAGGUGCCAAUUAUGUUGAACAACCUUAAAAUGCCGAAGAAAUUCCCUGCGCCUACACCCCUUUUGGACUUUGGUUUCAUUGAGACCAGUGAAGUUGGAGAGUUUAGCAAAAUUUUCAAUUUCAAGACCUUCAAUAGGAUCCAAUCACAGGUUUUCGAUACUAUAUUUAAUACAUCAGAGAGCACACUGUGUUUUUGCUCUAAAGGUUGCGGAAAAACAACUAUUGCGGAACUUGCGUUGCUGAGCCAUUGGAAUAAAGAAAAAGGUCGGGCUGUUUAUCUUACCACUAACCAGUAUCAAAUUGAUCAGCUUCUAAAACGGUGGAAAAAGGUUUUAGGCCCACUAUUUGGGGGCAAAGAAAUCAACAAGUUGACGGGCGAAUUAAGCGCGGACUUGAAACUGCUAGGAGGCUCGCAUUUGAUCUUGGCAACUCCCGAACAGUUUGAUCUAAUCUCUAGACGUUGGCAACAAAGAAAAAAUGUACAAUCGAUAGAGCUCGUUAUUGCAGAUGAUUGUCACGCAAUUGGUUUUGAUCCUGUUUAUGAGCUUGUUCUGAGCCGUCUCAGGUUUAUCGCCAUUAACCUGAAGAAGGAGAUCCGAAUUGUUGCUCUUGGGUCCUCUCUCGCAAACUCAAGAGACGUUGCUGAUUGGCUUGGGGUCCCCAAACAAUGCAAUUUCAAUUUUGACUCAAAAGAAAGAGAAUAUUCUCUUGAAGUGAAAUUCCAAGCUUACCAGCUAACACAUCAUCCAUCUAUGGUUUUGGCAAUGAUUCGACCAGCAUACAAUGCAAUCAGGGAUCUUAACGAGGAAAGAUGUAUUUUAUUUGUACCAACGAGGAGCCAUUGCGUUGAUAUCUCCAAGGAGCUGGUCAGAUUAAUGACAAAAGACGAUGCCAGCUGGCUGAGAACCGAGUUGGAAAGUAUUGAAAAGUAUCUGGACCGGGUCCAUGAUUCCUCUCUGAAAGAAGUUCUCAAAUACGGCAUUGGCUUCUACUACACAGGAAUGACUAACAGUGACCGAAUUCUUGUUGAGAAACUGUAUUCCGCAGGCGUCUUGACAUGUCUAAUGGCUACCAAGGAUACCUGUUAUUGGUCUCCAGCUGCAGAGUUUGUCAUUAUUUUGAGCACGCAGACUUAUGAAGGAAAAGAACACAGGUACAUUGAUUACCCAAUCAACGAUAUCCUCGAAAUGGUGGGCCUUUCGAGAAACCCAAACGCCACUUCCAAGGCGUUGAUUCUCACAAACGAAGAGAAAGUCGAUUACUACAAGAAGUUCCUUGGCGAGUCGCUGCCAAUUGAGAGUCAGCUGACAUAUCAUAUUCACGAUGCAUUUGUGAACGAUAUCAGCACCCAACUAAUUAGAAACAGACAAGACUGUGUUGAUUGGAUCACAUAUUCCUACUUCUACAGAAGACUACAAAGCAAUCCCAGCUAUUAUGGUCUGAGAGAUACGAGUGAGGAUGGUAUUUCUGAAUAUUUGUCGGAGCUUGUUGAAAAUACACUGAACGAUUUGGUGGAGGCCAAAAUCAUAGAGCUUGAUAUUGAUGAAGACGUGGAACAAGAAGAGGAAGAGGAGCUUGGUGAUGAAGUUAAACCUCUGAAUGGCUGCAUGAUCUCUGCGUAUUACAAUGUCUCGUUUGUGACUAUGCAAACAUUUUCGCUGUCUCUCAACAACAAAACUAAUUUGCGCGGACUCUUAGAAGUCGUUGCUUCUGCUCAUGAAUUUGACGAUCUACCUAUCCGAAACCAUGAAGACGAAUUCUUAGGAAAGCUUUACAACCGACUCCCAUUGAGAAGCGCAAGCAUCAAGAAUUUCGAAUCCCCAUCAUUCAAGUGUUUCAUUCUGAUCCAGGCUCAUCUUUCGAGAAUCAAUCUGCCCCCAGACCUUACAGGAGAUCUGAAUAAUAUUCUAUUGAAACUUGUGAACCUGUUAUAUGCAGCCGUUGAUGUUCUCUCAAGUGAGGGUUUCCUGAAUGCUAUGACUGCCAUGGAUCUGACACAGAUGGUCGUCCAGGCAAUGUGGGCUAACGACAACCCUUUGAAGCAGAUUCCUUACUUCAGCGAAGACAUCCUAAAAGAAUGUGAGGCAAAGAAAAUUGAGACCGUGUAUGACAUCAUGGCGCUUGAGGACGACGACAGAGACGAGCUUCUCAGAACGCUAAAUGAAAAACAACUUGGAAGUGUUGCCGACUUUGUGAAUAAGUACCCAAACCUGGAACUGUCUUACGAAUUGGACCUCAACGAACCUAUCAGAGCAAACGAGCCCAAGGAAAUUGUGGUGAACAUCGAACGGGACGAGGAACUAGAAGAAUUGGAUGCCGUUUGUCCUCGGUUCCCCUACAAAAAGAUGGAAAAUUGGUGGAUUGUUGUUGGCGAACACAAGAGGAAAGAAUUGUACGCCAUUAAAAAGCUUACGAUUUCCAGGGAGUCCCAGCAGGUGCAUCUAAGCUUUACCAUACCAGAUGCUGGAGAGCAUAAACUCGGCAUAUGGUGUGUCUGCGACUCUUACAUUGACACAGAUAAGCAGAUAGAGUUAGAUGUGAAGGUGGUUUAG
Messenger RNA from Ogataea parapolymorpha DL-1, 6087 nucleotides. RefSeq names its product Pre-mRNA-splicing helicase BRR2. Gene Ontology annotation, cellular component: nucleus. The transcript has a single exon. The record is from RefSeq and is a predicted model, not a curated record. Lineage: Eukaryota; Fungi; Ascomycota; Pichiomycetes; Pichiales; Pichiaceae. Gene Ontology annotation, molecular function: nucleic acid binding; ATP binding. Bases 1 to 6087 code for a protein of 2028 amino acids.